AUGUCGCUUUACUAUGGCGGUCGAAUUCUUACCAUGGUUGGAGAGACGAGGGAAACAGUGAAAUAUGUCGAGGCGGUAGUGGAAAAGGAUGGCAAGAUCACAUUUGCAGGAAGCCUGUCCCAUGCGAAAAGAAUAUUUCGUGGAAUAAACGAGGUGAACCUCGAAGGACGAACCAUGAUGCCAGGGCACAUUGAUCCUCACCUUCAUCCUUCCAUGGCGAGCUUGAUUCUCAAGAUGGAUUUCAUCACGCCGUUUGACUGGGAUCUUCCUAACGGCAAAUUUCCUGGAGUAAGAACCGAACAAGGAUAUCGUGACCGCUUGACGAAGUUGAUUACGCAGCGAAACUACGUCAGUUCAAGGCAAGAUUUCUUGAUAACUUGGGGCUAUCAUCCAUCUUUCCAUGGCAAGAUGGCGAAAGGAGUAAUAGACCAACUAAAGCCUUUAGUUCCUGUAGUUGUUUGGCACCGAAGCUUUCACGAAGUCUACCUCGGCACAAUCGCUCUUGAGCAGCUCAAGUACGACGACUUGGACGAGCUCAAGAAAAACCCUCAAGUUGAAUGGGACAGUGGCCAUUUCUUCGAGAUGGGUUUGGAUGCACUUCUAAGCACGACGUCGUUCAAGGACCACGUUUUCCCUCUAAUGGAAGAAGGCUACAAAGAUCUGGUCCAGGUUAUCCAUCAGAAUGGAAUCACUACUGUGGGAGAUUUGGAAUUUCCUUUGAUUGAUCUGGACCUCGAAAAAAGCAUGGCUUCCAAGAAUCUGAAGUCGAAGGAUGUCUUCUUCUCGACCUAUUGCGUUUGUAGUGCGAGGAACUUCAGCAAGAUCGCAGGUAAAGACCACGAGAAAGCCAAAACGCUCAUUCAGGAUCUAGCGAAAGAAUUCAGUGAUGAUCAAGUGAUUGUGUACAAAGACCACGUGAAGGCGCUCUGUGACGGGGCGUUCUUUUCUCAGCUUAUGCAAAUGGAAGAUGGCUAUUCUGAUGGCCAUUCCGGUCAGUGGAUAACUGAACCAGACGAGUUGGCAAAACUGAUGGAAGUCUACUGGAACUCCAAGCCCAAAGGGUUCCAAAUCCACGUACAUACCAAUGGCGACCUUGGAAUGGCAAAGCUACUAGAAAUCGUGGAACAUCUGAAGACUAUGUACCCUAGAAAGGAUCGUGGGACGACAGUCGAGCACGCUGGCUACUUCACUAAAAAACAAGCUGAUAAAAUAGCUGAGCUUGGUUUGAGAGUUUCGGCCGCUCCGUACUAUCUCCAUACGUUAGCUGAAAAGUACAGCAGUGAAAAAGAAGGCAUUGGUAAAGCUCGGGCGGAGGCCAUGUCCCCAUUAAGAUGGCUCUUUGAUAAUGGAGUGGUCACAGCUCUGCAUUCUGACUUCACGAUGGCACCGUCAAAACCUCUUCUUCUCGCCUGGUGUGCUGUGAACAGAGUUACCGCCGAAGGGAAUUGCUUCAGAAAAGAUCUUGCAAUCACUCCCUACGAGGGCCUGCUUGGAAUCACUAAGAAUGCAGCCAUAAUCCUUGGUACUGAUGACAUCAUGGGAACCAUUGAAGAAGGAAAACUUGCCAAUUUUACAAUCCUGGAAAAAGAUCCACUAGAAGUUGAGCCCAUGGAAAUUAAAGAUAUCAAGAUCUACGCCUCAGUGUACAAAGGAAGAAUGAACUCAAUACGUACUUAG
Actinia tenebrosa (Australian red waratah sea anemone) is the source of this 1677-nucleotide messenger RNA. Its product is annotated as N-substituted formamide deformylase-like. The record is from RefSeq and is a predicted model, not a curated record. NCBI's taxonomy places the organism in Eukaryota, Metazoa, Cnidaria, Anthozoa, Actiniaria, Actiniidae.